Molecule: messenger RNA, 918 nt
Organism: Aureobasidium namibiae CBS 147.97
Lineage: Eukaryota; Fungi; Ascomycota; Dothideomycetes; Dothideales; Saccotheciaceae
Exons: 1
Coding region: 1-918 (305 amino acids)
Molecular function (GO): RNA binding
Source: RefSeq, a predicted model, not a curated record
AUGUCAGAAGAAGUGUCGCAACAGGCCGCAGACGCGCAGGUCUUGACCGGCAAGGCAAAGAAGGCCAAGCGCUCCGAGGAGAGAUACAAGAAGAACAAGAAGAGCAAGACCGAAGAGACAACCACCGCCGAUGCGCCAAAGAACGACGAGGCCGCCGCAGAAGCAAACAACGAGAAUGCCACAUCAGACAAGUCUUCAUCCAAGAAGCGCAAGCGAUCGCAAGAAGACAAGGAGCAACAAGCACCCACAGAAAACGCAGCACCCGUAGAAGCCAAACAGCAAAAGAAGCGCAAGAAGGAAGCCUCGGCCAACAAGGAACCGCUAGCCAAAAAGGCAGGAGACACAACAACAACAACAGCAGCAGCAGACGGCGAUGAAGCAGCCGCAGCAGCAAAAAACCAGCGCUUCAUCGUCUUCAUCGGCAACCUCCCCUUCACAGCCACCACCGAGCAAAUCACCGAGCACUUUGCUUCCAUCCAACCGCAAUCCGUGCGCCACUCUACCGAAAAGGGCACGAACAAGAGCAAAGGCUUUGCCUUCCUCGAAUUCGCAAACUACGAUCGCAUGAAGACGUGUCUGAAGCUGUACCACCACAGCAUGUUCGACAGCGGUGUUGGUGGCGAGAGGGGCAAGCGCAGAAUCAACGUUGAGCUCACGGCUGGAGGCGGUGGCAGCAAGAGUGAAGGCAGAAAGGAGAAGCUCAAGGAGAAGAAUGUUAGGCUUAACGAGCAGAGACAGAGGAGGGCAGAGGCAGAGGCUAAGCAGGAGAAGCGCAAGGCUGCGAAGGAAGCCAAGAAGAACGGUGCUCCUGGUGCGGACAAGGGAGAGGAAGCACCCGAGCCUGAGGCCGAUGCAGCAAUUCCAGAAGGCAUACAUCCCGCCAGACUGGCCAUGCUGCAAAGGAUAAACAACCGAUAG